GCUUAAUUUCUUUUCAAUUUAAUUCUAUUUCUUUGGGCGACUGGUUGUUUGGAAAUUGUGUCGGGCUAAUGUGGUGCAUAAAAAACAGAAAAACAAAAUAAAAUUGAAAGUAAUAAAAUAAAUUUCAUGUUCUAAUGACGUGCAUUUGUGAUAACCAAAAAAUACGCGUUUAUAUACUUAAAACGGGAUUACAUAGCAGGCAAGCGCGAGAAAGCGAAAUAUUUGAGUGAAUUGUGUGAGGCUUUUAUAUUAAGCAAAAAUAUUAAACAAGCAAUAAGAUAAAUCUGAAAACACUUCCAUUAAAGUUGCCAUCGAAGGUGUUUACGCGCUGAUAAAGCAGCGUGAAGAAUAUCGUAAUAGUUUUUGUUGAAUGCAAAAUAGUGAUAAUUAACGAAAAUUACAAGGAUACACAACAAAUUUAAAAAUAAGUUAUGGCUGACAGUGCUUUCAAGUCGCGUGACAUUGGCUUGCGUGCCCAAAAGAAGAUCCUCUCGCGCAUGGCCACCAAGAAUAUAGCGAAAACAUUUAUAGAUGGCACCACCGCAUCGCUUCUUGAUAAUUUAUAUCGCCUAUGUAAAAUGCAUACGGGCAACAAAGUCAAAGCGGAGAAGCUGAUAAAAAACAUAAUUAAAAUUGUUAUCAAAAUUGGUGUCCUACAUCGAAAUAAUCAAUUCAGUGCCGAGGAACUGAAGGAUGCGGAAGUCUUCAAGCGGAAGUUUCAAAAUACACAACUCUCAGUAAUUUCCUUCUAUGAAGUGGAUUAUAGCUUCGAUCUGCCCUAUCUGCAAAAGUCCAUUGCCGAAUCACAUGCCGCCCUCAAGUCAAUUGUCCAACGACACCUUACCGAGAAGUCGCUAAAUCGCAUCGACGAAGUAUUCGAUUUUUUCGGUGACACCACACUCUUAGAAACCGCCUUCAAACCCGAUUCGCCGUAUCGCGAAUUAAUGGGGAAAAUCGUUAGCGAUAUUAAUACUGCCAUGGAAACGGGAGACAUUCUCGUCUCAUCUCGUCCAAAGGACUGCAAAGUGUACAAUGGUCGGGAAGAUAUGUGCGUAUGUGUGUGUAAAGGCAAAGAAAAGGCUUAAACGGAAUUUAGGUCAUUAGAAUGCAACAACAAACCAAAAAUUAACUAAUGUAAUAAAUUAAAGCACUUUUAUCGAAUACGCUUGUCUUAAAUUAUAAAUAAAAAUAAAGAGAAACCGAAA
Molecule: messenger RNA, 1205 nt
Organism: Anastrepha obliqua
Lineage: Eukaryota; Metazoa; Arthropoda; Insecta; Diptera; Tephritidae
Gene: sigmar
Product: protein salivary glands marred
Exons: 5
Coding region: 432-1085 (217 amino acids)
Biological process (GO): regulation of apoptotic process
Cellular component (GO): cytoplasm
Source: RefSeq, a predicted model, not a curated record